Molecule: messenger RNA, 3746 nt
Organism: Ooceraea biroi (clonal raider ant)
Lineage: Eukaryota; Metazoa; Arthropoda; Insecta; Hymenoptera; Formicidae
Gene: Pak3
Product: p21 (RAC1) activated kinase 3
Biological process (GO): protein phosphorylation
Molecular function (GO): protein serine/threonine kinase activity; ATP binding
Source: RefSeq, a predicted model, not a curated record
GGGAACAUUGUUUUCGGGUUGGCAGCGCUGGCGACGUUUGUUCCGCCGGUGUGAAUAGCGACUCGGGCGUGAAACCUUGCGAUAUGAUCGGAUUGUGACGGACGAUAAUUCGCGUCACGGUUAGGAUGAGCCACGCGAUUUGAGCGCGUUAUCUGUUUUCUUUACGUUCUUUCUUCCUUCUUUCUUGUUCUGUUUCUCGUUCCCGAGAACGACGAGCGAGCGCACUCGCAACCAGGAGGGAAACUGGACGCCGUGGAAACGCGGGUCUGCGAGGAUGAGCCUCAGCCUGACGAAGCUGUUCUCGAAGAAGAAGAGCGGCACCGUCAACGACACUGUGGCCGCGGAGAUCGGUCUGCCGACCAACGUUUCUCACAAGUUCCACGUGAGCAAGAAUGCGGAGACCGGCCAGCUGGAAGGUCUGCCGGACCCAUGGAUACGUCUGCUCAACACGCAGAUCUCCAAGUCGGAGCAGAACGAGCACCCGGAUGCCGCGCUGCAGGCGAUCAAAUUCUACAAUUACUCGAUCAAGCGUAGACCGCAGGACCAGGAGGUGUUCAAGCCGUUCGUCACCGAGGACCUGAUCGAGGAGGAGUCCCAGGCGAUCGACAAUAUCCUGGCGAAGAAGUCGCAUUAUGAGUCUGACGAUGACAUCUUGAUUAUCGAGAGCGCUGGCUCGAACGACGACGACGAGCAGAAAGAACGGAGGCUGCCCGAGCUACCACCCAAGUUGAACAAACCAGUGAAGCCACCUAAGCCGGCACCGCGCAACUGUAACAGUCGAGCGGAGAAGACCCUCACCGAGAUACUGGAGGAUCUGAACACGUUUCAGAUAGACGACGAGACGGAGGCGAGCGAGGAGAAGGACGUCGCACCGUGCGGAGUCGAGAGGAUCGAGGAGAGUCCUGUCCUGCGUAGGAAAACCGAGUGCAACGACGUAAAGCUCAGCGAUGAACAGGUGUAUGAGGAGUUGCGGGCUAUCUGCCAGCGCGGGGAUCCCAAUCUACGCUUCCAGAGGACCAAAGAGGUAGGCGCCGGUGCUUCCGGCACGGUAUUCAUAGCCACUGAUCUCCAGCACGGCGAGAAGGUUGCCAUAAAGGACAUAGACUUGUCGAAACAACCGAAGAAAGAACUGAUACUAACCGAAAUCAAGGUGCUCAAGGAGUUCCAUCAUCCGAAUCUGGUCAAUUUCCUCGAUGCCUACCUAGUGGACGAGCAUCUCUGGGUGGUGAUGGAGCUGUUGGAGGGUGGUCCGCUCACGGACGUCGUCACCGAGACCGUGAUGAAGGAGAUCCAGAUCGCAGCCGUUUGCCGGGAAGUCCUGAAGGCGAUUAGUUUCCUGCACACUAAGGGCAUAAUUCACAGGGACAUUAAAUCGGACAAUGUGCUGCUGGGGAUGAACGGCUCGGUGAAGGUGACGGAUUUCGGUUUCUGUGCCAACAUCGACGGUGACGAGAAACGGCAGACUAUGGUCGGCACCCCGUACUGGAUGGCGCCUGAGGUGGUGACGCGGAAGCAGUACGGCAAGAAGGUGGACAUCUGGUCGCUCGGCAUAAUGGCCAUCGAGAUGAUCGAGGGGGAACCUCCUUACAUGAAGGAGACGCCGUUGAGAGCGUUGUACCUGAUUGCUGCCAUCGGCAAACCUUCCAUUCCCAGAUGGGACAGUCUCAGUCCCACAUUCCAAAAUUUUUUAGAGAGAUGUCUCGCCGUGGAGGUCGAUGAGCGAGCGACAGCCGACGAGUUGCUCUCUCAUCCGUUUCUGGAAAACUGCGCCGAACUGUCCACGCUUACUCCUCUGAUCCGGGCGGCGCAGAGAAUUCUGCAAAAGGCGUUUCACUAGAUACUUGUAAAGAAUUUUGAAUCACAUUCAUAAUAAUGAUGGCUCGUAACGCUUCGUCGAGGCAUAAACUAAAGGCUAAAAACGAGGUAUUUUAUGAUUAUUAUUGUAUUCAACUUUACUGCUUUAAGUUUACUUUGUGACUGCCGGUUGUUUUUCAUUCUAUCGUGCUGAUUUAAUAGUAUACGUGAAGCCAAAGCAUAGUCCACUUGAUAGUCAUUUUUUGAAGAUUAUUUUCUUUAUUCAAAAGAUAUCAAAAGAAUCUACAAAUGGUUAUCUUUGACCUGUGCUACUUAACUUAUAUCGCGAUUAUUGUUACAAGAUGAGAUAUCAUUUGAGAAUGUAUUUUGAUCAAUUUCAAACUUUUUUUAAGAUAAGUCGCCUAGUUUUUAUGUGCAAUUUGUAAUUUAAGUAUUUUCUCGGGUGUUUUUCGCUCAAUAAUAAUGCGCAUUAACAUGCAUUCUCCUAUUAGCAUUCAGUAUUUAUCAAAACAGCACAUCGAAAACAAACAAAAUGUAUGUCUUUUAGCUGUAAAUAACAAGUGCAACAAAAUAGACUUUUCACAUCUCUCUUGAGAAAUGAACCAGAUAUAUACAUUUGAAACGCGUAUUUUACAAAAAAGUAACAAGUUUCAUAAAUAUUUUCUUAGAAAUUUUGUACUUAGAUUAUUAAAUAAAAAAUAUGAGAUAUUAAAAUCAAUUAUUAACAAUUUCUGACUAUAUCAAAUUUUAACUUAGCUUUUUCCGAGAAAAAGAAGUAUCAAAAGAAUAAGACUAGUAUAUACAUCAGAUAAUGCAUUUUGUAAGAUAAGUUUGAUGUGUAUAUAUAUACAUGUAUCGUGAAGUCAUUAGUCAUGUAUAAAAUCUUUUCUAAAAGUUUCUAUACAUAUACAAUUGAAGAAAACUAUUUAAAUACUACAAGACAAUAUAUUGAAAAUUGAGUAUUAUGAAUCGUGCGACGUAACGAGCAUCGUACAAUGCCUUAAAAACGUUAAGAUGCAUAUAAUUUUGUAAAACUUUACCUAGUUUUAUAGCAUAUGUAUCUUUUUGAAAGCUUUUUAUCGUAUCUAAGAGCGCAACGUUGCUCAAUUAAAUACUGUAUUCAUAUAGAUUUUAUUAUAAUCAAUAUGUAUAUAAAUGGAUGUUUAAUAAUAUUUAGAGUGCGACAGUUAAACGUGUAACGCGAUUGGAUUACUGUGUAAAGAAUGAAUAGAUUAAAUAGUUAAGGUAAUUUGAGCCGAAAUAUCAAGUAUGUAUAAAAUCACGACUGUGAUAAGUGAAAGUUAAGUUAUGCUGUUACUUCUAUAUCAUAACUUUUACCCUGUACCAAGUACCAACAUAUACCAUACUAUUAUAAAUUAUACCAGAAGUAUCAAAUUGUAAUAAUAGCUGAAAGUAUAAUUAUCAUGUGUUAAAUAAGGCAAGCAUUACUUUCCAAGCAUAUAAUGUGUUGAACACGUGCUCAUAAGCAAAUGUAUUCGAACAGUAUUGUGAUUAUUUGCACAAGUUCAAGUAAAGGAUACAUUAUUGCGUGCAUAUUGCUUGCAUAAUUUUUAUUGCAAGAUUUAAAAUGGCACAUAAAGUGAAAUAAGAUGCGUGAGAUUACAAAGAAUUUUAAUGUUUGUUAAUUUAUCAAAUAAACACAUAUGUUUCUAACUAGUAACUGCAUAAAAAUAUUAUCCGAUGAUAGCAAAAUGUAAAGUUACGAUUAUGGUGAAAAUCAAGUAUUUGUACGAUAUAUCAAUUUAGAGCUCCUGAAAAAUACUGUUAGAUACUAUAAUUUUUUAGAAUUACUGAUUGCAUAAAAUAUAAUAUAUUACUUUUCUAUUAGGCGGGAGAAAGAUUGACAUUUUACUGAUUACUACAGUAAAACAUCACAUAUUUUAUGCAAUAAAUAUUUUAUUUACAAGAUG